Diatraea saccharalis (sugarcane borer) is the source of this 1097-nucleotide messenger RNA. Lineage: Eukaryota; Metazoa; Arthropoda; Insecta; Lepidoptera; Crambidae. The record is from the annotation of a GenBank genome assembly.
GAAAUGAUAAUGCAAACAUUUGUCGACAUGGCCUAUGAUUUGCUCAGGUUAAUUUUUUUCGUUAAUUAAUCUACUAUAAAAUCGCAAUGGUGCAUGGUUCUAACACCAUUCGUGAUAUCACAAUCCAAAGAUCUCAACAUGAAGGUACUGGCAGCCCUCGUCUUUGCGAUUGGUUCAGCGGUAGCAAUAGGAUCAGGGCCCUACCUUCCCAGUGGCUGGAGACCUCAAGGACCUGCUUUUAGUCUCCCCUCGGAUAUUCAGAAACCGGCUCCAAUCGAUAUCGUACUACAGGAAUCAGAAGGCUCUAGCUCAGAUUUCCUCCGUGAAUAUGGUCCUCCGAUAGUGCAAACGAUUUCUCAGACCCUCCCUGAUGUUUCUACUGAACAGCCCUUCGUUGUUAUUGAAGCUAAAUUCGGAGAAGACGACACUAUUACUGUUGGAGCUACUACUGAAAUUAUUGCUGAAUUAGAAUCUGAAGUGAUCGAAGAUACACCAGCUGCCACCGAAUCCGUUAAUGUUGAUGCUGAAGAACAAAGUGGUGAAGUUAAUCAAGUUAAUAUUGAAAGCAAAUCUGAUAUCGAAUCUUCUGUAGCAGAAGAAAGUCCAGUCUCCGUAGAAAGUGAAGAAAUCGUUGCUGUAAAUACUGAUGACUCAUCUGUAAAUGCUAGAAUUGAGGUUGAAGUUGAAGAAAACGAGAAAAUCAUUGAACAAGGUGUCAAGAAUAUAGCCGAAGCUAUUGUAAGUUUAGAAAAGGAGGUAGUUGAAAAGGUACCUGAAGGAUUCUUGGAGUAUGGACCUCCAGGCUUUAGGGAGUAUGGACCCCCUAAUCAAAACGCUCUCCUAAGAUCCGGCGAAGAGGAGAAAACGGAAGCUGAAAAAAUCGACAGCAACGAAACAAGAAGACGUAGAUUCUCUCCUAAAUUCAGGUAUAAACUCUUAGAUAUACGCGUUGCUUUUCAAUAAGUUGUAAGGAAAGGGUAUUUCACGCGAUUAGGCAACAAGUGGAUAAUAGAGAUAAGAAAACAAUUUUUUAAUUUGAAUUUAAACUAAUUUGCUUUGGCAAUUCGCAAUAUUAGGCGUUUUCUAGUUAAGUUAUG